UUUAACUGAACUAUUUUUCAACAUGGUGCUGGAUUUAAACUUCUCUCGUUACGAUAACACGACGCCAUUUGGUUUUAAACUGAUCGGUGGUGCUGAUUUCGACGUGCCUUUGACGGUGGUUAAAAUCUUACCCGGAAGCAUCGCCGAAGAUGUCGGCAUGCACAUUGGGGAUGUGGUGAUGCGCAUCAAUGACAUACCGACGGGCAACAUGUCGUAUUACGAUGCACAUCAGCUGUUGGCCUGUGCCGGUAACCAGUUCGUGCUCGGCAUCUUAAGGGCACGCGAUGUAACGCCGUCCCAACGUCUCAUCAAGGAGAAAACGCCGUCUGGUGAGGUGGAGUACAUUAACACCUCACCGAAACCGUUCUGGACGCCAAAUGUUGGCAGCCCAUGCCCUCUGGGCCUAUCGAAGGAGGAACGACAGCAACAGAUCGACGAACAGAUCCCCGAGAUACCGAUCACCGAUGAGCAGAUUGCCGAGGUCCUCUCGGGUGAGGCCGAAGUACUCAAGCAGCACAACGUGAUCGGCGUGAACUUUAACAAGAUGAUCCCCAAGGCGGGAGUGUUCAAGCAGAGCGAAGUGUUCAAGACGCUCAACAGCGAGCUGGUGCAGAGCGAGGAGGAGGACAAGAAGUGGACAACCUUCCUGCAGAAACCGCAGCGACCGCCGCCGAAGACUCCCGAGGAGCGGAAGCUCGAACGGAACCCUCCGACCGAGCGCUACCAGGUACGAAUUGUGAAGCAACCGAAACCGAAAAUUGCCCCCGACUACAAGCCACCCAAAUCACCGGAACCCGAGCCGGAACCGGAACCGAUACCGAUGUACGACGAGUACUUGAACGAACGGCAGGAGGUGGAGGUGGAAACGAUCAAAACACUCGUGGAAGAGCCGGUCGUGCCGGGCGAACCGAAGACAGGUGAAGGUAGUGUAGACCCGGCGGCAACCACCAGCCCGAGCGAAGAGGAACCCACCGAAGAGUUCCGCGAACAGUUGCAGAAUGUCCAGAAGCAGCUGGAAGCGUUGUCUGCGUUGCCGAAUACGAUCCAGGCUACGAUAGCCGCGCUGACCGAACAGCUAGCCGCGUUGGCAGCACCGAAACGGAAAUCCAAGAGUAUCUCACCCCGACCGGAAGAAGCGGAACCAAUUGUGGGUGAGGGCACUGAACAGUCGGCGGCACCGGAAGGCAUCGUGCCCGAAGUGUCCGAGACGUUCGAGGUGACCGAGUUUAGCAGGGCGAACAGCAGCGGUGCCGAUCAGUCCUCAUCGGUUGACGAAGGCGAACACAUCCAGUACACAGAGGAAGAGCUCGCGCAGCUAGAGAAAAGGAUGAAGGAGCACGAUAUUGAGUGGACCAACCAGAACGAUAAGGAUUCCGACAGCUCCAGUCAAAACAAUGCCAGCGGUGAUCUCCGUACCGCCGUCCAGGACGAGCUGAAGCUACAGGUGGUAAAGAAGAAGAAGAAGGCGGUCAGUGCGUUCGGGCCACUGACACCACAGGAACGCCCAAUCUUUCUGCCCGGUGGACGCAAAUGGCGCACGGCCAAGGACGCAUUCAACGAGCAGUUCAUCGCGGAAGUGAUCAGCUCGCAGGCGGAACUUAUUCAGGGCACCACGCUCGGGGUUAACUUCCUCAAGUACCAGAAACCCGAGAAGGACCUCAGCUUCAUCAGAAACAGCGACGUCUACAAACUGGUACACGAUAUGGAUCCCCCCAAAAGUGGCAUAGAGCUGCGCCCGGAGAUGGUAGUAGCCGAAGAAGAUGUGCGAAAGGUAAUGAAAGACGAAACCAUAUUCCAGCCUCGCAAGUCGAAGGUUUUCCUCUAUCAAAAUUGACACCCGUACCACCUACCCCAAAACCAAACACC
Molecule: messenger RNA, 1866 nt
Organism: Anopheles maculipalpis
Lineage: Eukaryota; Metazoa; Arthropoda; Insecta; Diptera; Culicidae
Product: titin-like
Exons: 9
Coding region: 23-1834 (603 amino acids)
Biological process (GO): actin cytoskeleton organization; muscle structure development
Cellular component (GO): Z disc; stress fiber; filamentous actin
Molecular function (GO): muscle alpha-actinin binding; actin binding
Source: RefSeq, a predicted model, not a curated record